Sceloporus undulatus (fence lizard) is the source of this 1930-nucleotide messenger RNA. RefSeq names its product methionine adenosyltransferase 1A (gene MAT1A). Lineage: Eukaryota; Metazoa; Chordata; Lepidosauria; Squamata; Phrynosomatidae. The coding region runs from base 198 to 1391 and encodes 397 amino acids. Gene Ontology annotation, biological process: S-adenosylmethionine biosynthetic process. Gene Ontology annotation, cellular component: cytosol. Gene Ontology annotation, molecular function: methionine adenosyltransferase activity; ATP binding. The record is from RefSeq and is a predicted model, not a curated record. The transcript is spliced from 9 exons.
AGUGACAGCUCCAGCCAACAGCCAGGCAGCCCAGGUCUCACCUGGAGCACCCUCAGGUUCCCAAAGGAAGGAGCCCAGCCUGUGUGCCUUUCAGUCAAGCUCAAGGAGGAGCUGCUGCUGCUGCUGCUUUAGGGAAGAAGACAAUCCUUUGCUCUGUCUGCUGUUUGGACUCUCAUCCAGCCCCAAAGCCCCAAGCCAUGAACGGGAUCCUGGGCAGCCUGGAGGACUACACGCUCAACGAGGACGCCGGGGCCUUCAUGUUCACCUCCGAGUCGGUGGGCGAAGGGCACCCAGACAAGAUCUGCGACCAGAUUAGUGAUGCUGUGCUUGAUGCCCAUCUGAAGCAAGAUCCAAAUGCCAAGGUUGCUUGUGAGACAGUAUGUAAAACUGGGAUGGUGCUACUCUGUGGCGAGAUCACAUCCAGAGCUGUAGUGGAUUACCAGCAGAUCGUCCGAGACACAAUUAGGAACAUAGGUUAUGAUGAUUCAGCAAAAGGCUUUGACUACAAAACUUGCAAUGUACUCGUGGCAUUGGAACAACAGUCACCUGAUAUUGCCCAGGGUGUUCAUCUGCACAGGACUGAAGAAGAAGUUGGUGCAGGAGACCAGGGCCUGAUGUUUGGCUAUGCAACAGAUGAGACAGAAGAAUGCAUGCCCCUGACCAUUAUGCUUGCUCACAAACUGAAUGCCAAAAUGGCUGAACUAAGGCGCUGUGGUGUUCUCCCUUGGCUAAGACCCGACUCCAAAACCCAGAUCACAGUUCAGUAUGUCCAAAAAGAUGGCGUUGUUAUCCCAGUGCGUGUUCAUACUAUCGUCAUCUCAGUGCAGCACGAUGAAACCAUCUCUCUGGAGGCCAUGCGCAAGGCCCUGAAGGAGCAUGUUAUCAGGGCCGUAGUUCCAGCCAGAUACUUGGAUGACAAAACAGUUUACCAUCUUCAGCCUAGUGGCCGGUUUGUUAUCGGUGGCCCCCAGGGUGAUGCUGGAGUUACUGGCCGGAAGAUCAUUGUGGAUACUUACGGUGGAUGGGGAGCCCAUGGAGGAGGAGCUUUUUCAGGAAAAGACUACACCAAGGUUGAUCGGUCGGCAGCAUAUGCAGCCCGGUGGGUCGCCAAAUCCUUGGUGAAAGCAGGACUGUGCCGUCGUGUGCUGGUCCAAGUUUCCUAUGCCAUUGGGGUGGCUGAGCCACUCUCCAUCUCACUGUUCACUUAUGGCACCUCCACAAGACCUGAGCAAGAGCUGCUGAACAUUGUGCACCAGAAUUUUGACCUUCGACCUGGAGCCAUCGUCAAAGAUCUGGAUUUGAGGAAACCGAUCUAUCAGAAGACUGCCUGUUACGGUCACUUUGGAAGAAGUGAAUUCUCUUGGGAAGUACCCAAGAAACUGGCUUUUUAACCAUCUUGGGCCCAACCCUUAAUCUUAAAGGGAAAUGGAUUUCACUACAAAGGGUGCUUCCACUCAUCUACGUUGAGAAAAUGGAAAAAGGAUCUUUUCAUAGAAAUUACCACCAUUUGUAUUCUCAGCUUCUCAACCCACAUGAUAAAUAUGCAGAGGGAUACCAUUUUUAUUUCUCCUUUUGCUGCUAAUUUUUUUGGUUCUGCUUAGAAAGAUGACAGAGAACCUGGACUCCCAAUCAAACACUAGAAUACUGACCUACAGCCCAAUGCCUCUCUCUUCAUAUACGCAAAUGGGAAACCAGAUUCCCUCAAGUUCAAGAAGCUUAUUCAUUGUUACUGGAUAAUUAGAAAUUCCGUGGACCAUUUUUCUUAGUGGAAUUGGUACUGCAAGGACCUGGUAGGCUCUUGAUGUGGAGGAAGAUUAUUGGCCUAUAACCGAGUCUUAUCUUAUCCAAAGGGUUUUGUCAGGCUUUAAAUAUUAAUUUCCAGCUGUCUGCUGUUACAGUAAUUUUUUUUAAAGUCAGAAUGUUUAGUUUU